This is a messenger RNA of Halichondria panicea, 1712 nucleotides long. RefSeq names its product dnaJ homolog subfamily C member 7-like. Bases 99 to 1619 code for a protein of 506 amino acids. Lineage: Eukaryota; Metazoa; Porifera; Demospongiae; Suberitida; Halichondriidae. Gene Ontology annotation, molecular function: protein binding. The record is from RefSeq and is a predicted model, not a curated record. The transcript is spliced from 8 exons.
UCACCCUUCUAGAAGCUUCUACGGUGCCUCUCACUACCAACUUGACUACUCUCUUGACAAAGAACAUCACUGACUGAUCACUCUCCUUACUGCCGCUAAUGGCGUCCAGUUGUCCCGUAGAGCCGAUGGAAUGCGACACCAGCUCCCCACACUUGGACCCAGAGUUAGCAGAGCAACACAAAGCUGCUGGGAACACUGCCUACAAGGACCAUGAUUAUGAGAGAGCUAGACAAUGCUAUUCUGAUGCCAUACAUGCUUCUCCUGGCUGUGCCAUGUAUUAUGGUAACAGAUCUGCUGCUCUGAUGAUGCUACACCUCUGGUCUCUGGCUCUCGAUGAUUGUACACGUGCUAUUCAACUAGACGAGGUGUACACUAAAGGAUAUCUGAGAGCGGCCAAGUGCCACCUCAUGCUGGGCAAUCCAUCUCUCUCCAUUGAUUAUUAUCAGAAGGUGUUGGGUUUUGAGCGAGGGAACAAACAAGCGCUGGCUGAGAUGGAGGUGUCACGUAAUGUACUCUCAGGUUUAGAGCGUGCUGAACAAGAAGCCAACAAGAAAGAGUAUCGAACAGCUGUGUACUACCUGGACUGCUGUCUGAGGGACGCUCCCUGUGCCAAGUUCAAGACUCUCAAAGCGGAAGCGCUCGUCUACUCUAAGCUCUAUGAUGAGGCACAAGGCUUGGCUAAUGAUCUGCUGAGAGCUGAUUCCAACAAUGUGGAUGCUGUCUACAUCAAAGCAAUGUGCUUCUACUAUCAAGACAUGCAGGACAAGGCCAAGAGGUUCUUCACACAAGCACUCAAAAUGGACCCUGAUCACUCAAAGUCUCGACAAGCUAUGAAGAAGAACAAGUAUCUCCUCCAGAGGAAGGAGGAAGGUAACCUUGCCUUCAAGACUGGUGACUAUGCUAGGGCACAUGAGUUAUACUCUGAGGCACUUGCUAUUGACCCUCUCAACACCGCCACAAAUGCUAAGCUCUACUGUAACAGAGCUCUGGCUGGAUCAAAGCUUAGUAGAGUGAAGGAGGCCAUUGCUGACUGCACUGAAGCCAUUUCAUUGGACGGCAACUACUUGCGAGCUUAUCAGAGGAGAGCAACAUUAUACCAGACAGCGGAGGCACACGAGGAAGCAGUGAGGGACUGUGAGAAGGUGUGUCAGUUGGAACACUCUCGGGAUAAUGAUGCUACUCUUAGAGAGGCUAAACGACAACUCAAACUAAGCCAACGCAAAGACUACUACAAGAUCCUUGGUGUGGCCAAGAGUGCCUCAGGGGAUGAGAUUAAGAAAGCAUUUCGUAAGCUAGCCCUCAAGCAUCACCCUGAUCGCCACUCCACUGCUGAGCCUCAAGUACGUGAAGCAGAGGAGAAGAUAUUUAAAGAGAUCAGUUCUGCCUAUUCCAUUCUCUCUGACCCUGAAAAGAAGAGCCGCUAUGACAGUGGACAAGACCUCGAGGAAAUGGGCAUGGAUAUGGACUUUGACCCCACUGAGUUGUUUGCCAACAUGUUUUCGUUUGGAGGGUCACCUUUCAGCAGUGGUGGUGGGCGGCGAGGGGGCGGAGGGGGUGGACCAGGGCACUUCUUCAGUUUCCAAGGAGGACCCGGAGGAAUGCCAUUCGAGUUCUCAUAAUUAACUAUUGAGAAAUUAUUAUUUUUAUGUUGUCAUAGUAAUUAUAUUAAAUUGCAAUGUUUCUACAAAAUAUACAUUUUUUCUAUGACACAA